Molecule: messenger RNA, 1782 nt
Organism: Iphiclides podalirius (scarce swallowtail)
Lineage: Eukaryota; Metazoa; Arthropoda; Insecta; Lepidoptera; Papilionidae
Source: the annotation of a GenBank genome assembly
AUGCCGUUCACGAUGACGGAAGGGGGGUUCGGUGUGGGGGACUAUGUGGCUUUCGGCCUCCUCUGCACGGCUUCUUGCGCUGGUGGUGUCUGGUACAGCGCGAUCGGCUCCAGGUCAAAGGCUGUGGUCGAUAUAAGAGAUUACUUACUAGGCGGAAAGGCAAUGUCCACAUUCCCAGUGGCUAUGUCUCUUAUAGCUAGUUACGUGUCCGGCGUAACGAUACUGGGGACUCCCGCCGAGAUCUACAACUACGGCAGCCAAUACUGGCUGGUUAUUGUUGGUGUUACCCUGAGCUGUAUCGUCGUGGCGUCCAUUUAUCUCCCAGUGUUCUGCACGUUAAGGCUAUCGUCGUCAUACGAGUAUUUGGAAUUACGGUUCAAUCGACACGUACGUGCUGUGGCAUCCAUUUUGUUUUUAUUGGACGAGGUAUUGUUCCUACCUAUGGUCGUUUACGUUCCUGCUUUAGCAUUUAAUCAAUUGACAGGGUUUAACGUAUUCGCCGUUGGUGGCGUCAUGGUGGCAAUAUGUGGUCUUUACACGGUCUUGGGUGGUCUUCGUGCGGUGGUGUGGACGGAUUCGGUGCAGACCGGCGUAAUGUUCAUAGGCGUUGUACUCGUCGCGGCGGCUGGGACCAUCGCCGUCGGCGGAUUUCGAACCGUUCUGAACGUCACCAGCGAAUCCGGCAGGCUUGAUUUGUCCAACUGGAGCUUCUCCCCAUACGAGCGACAGUCAGGUUGGGGCGUCGUGUUCGGGGGCUUCCUGUAUUGGACCUGCUUCAAUUCCGUUAACCAGACAAUGGUACAACGGUACAUCUCGUUGCCGUCGAAGAAGGAGGCUGUUUCCGCCUUAGCGAUAUUCUGCACGGGCGCGAUCCUGGCGAUAUCCCUGUGCGUGUGGUGCGGGCUGGCGGCGUGGACGGCGUGGGUGAGCGGCGGUUGCUUGAGCGGCGGCGAGCCCCCCGUCGACGACAGACUGCUGCCGGCUUUCGUCACCUACGUGUCCAGGGUGCAGCACUUACCGGGCCUGGCGGGGGUCUUCCUCGCGGGAGUCUUCGGUGCCGGCCUUAGCUCGCUAUCGGCGGUGCUGAACGCGUGCGCGCUAGUUGCGGUCGAGGACAUAAUGCACGGCUGGUUAAGGUUGCAGCUGAAGCCACUCACCGAGGGCAUCCUUGCUCGCACCGUGACCGCCACUCUUGCCCUCGCGUCACUACUCAUGCUCAUCGUUAUAGAGAAGCUCGGCGGUGUUCUGGGCGUAGCGACCGCGCUAUCGGCGAUCGCCGCUAGUUCCACUUGCGGAAUGUUCACCCUUGGAAUGGUCUGCUGGUGGGUGGGGCCGCGUGGGGCGGUGGCGGGCGCGGUGGCCGGUGCCGUGGUGGCGGGCACGGUCACGUUCGGCACCCAAGCGGCGGCGGCCCGCGGACUGCGCGCCCCACCGCUCGACUACGCGAUGCAGUGCACAAACGGCACGUCCCAGCAGAUGGCACUACUGGACCCGCAGCUGGUGUUCCCGCUGUUCCGCGUCUCGUACCACUGGAUCGCGCCGCUGGGCCUGGCCGCCACGCUGUCCGUGGGCGCGGCCGUCGGCUGGCUGCUGGACGCGCCGCGCUCGGUGCCGCUGGACGCGGAGCUGUUCACGCCGGCGGUGUGGGCGCUGCUGCCGGCCGCCGCGCACGAGCGGAAGGGCGCCUCGCGCAGGCGGGCGCGCGACGACGCGCCGGCGCCCUCCUCGCCCCUCAUGCUCGCCCAGCUGGACAAGGUAGAAACAAAUGGGGAAACAAGCAGG